Nematocida minor is the source of this 663-nucleotide messenger RNA. RefSeq names its product tRNA (guanine-N7-)-methyltransferase. The coding region runs from base 1 to 663 and encodes 220 amino acids. The transcript has a single exon. Gene Ontology annotation, cellular component: tRNA methyltransferase complex. Lineage: Eukaryota; Fungi; Microsporidia. The record is from RefSeq and is a predicted model, not a curated record. Gene Ontology annotation, biological process: tRNA methylation; RNA (guanine-N7)-methylation. Gene Ontology annotation, molecular function: tRNA (guanine(46)-N7)-methyltransferase activity.
AUGAACUCAGCAGUAAAACCGCAAAAAAGAAAUCACAGACAGCGUGCCCAUUCCAACCCCUUUUCAGACCACAACAUUUCCUAUCCUUUGAAUCCUUCGUUCUUUGAUACUCCCGUGGAUAUGGUGGACAUUGGCUGCGGGUACGGUGGCCUUCUUUUCAAGCUCUCUGAGCUGUACAGUAACGACCAUAUCCUAGGCAUGGAGAUACGAGAGAAGCUAGUGGACUACGUAGAUCUAAAGAUAAAGUUUGAGCAGGAAACAAUGAACAAAAGCACAAAUGUAUCGGUGGUAAGAGCCAACAGCAUGAAGUUCCUGACCAACUACAUCGAGAAAGAGUCGCUUAAAAAGAUGUUCAUUCUCUUCCCGGAUCCACACUUUAAAAAAAAGAAGCACAAGGCGAGAAUAGUAUCAAAGUCUAUGCUGGAUAUAUACCAAUACGUAAUAAAGCCAGAUGGCCGCCUGUACAUCUCAACAGAUGUAGAAGAGCUGUUCAGCUAUAUGUGCCAGUGCAUAGAAGAGCACCCUUUGUUCAGCAGACUAACUGAAGAAGAAGCACAAAAAGACAUUCUGUACGAGGUGAUAAUAGAGACAACAGAAGAGUCAAAGAAAGCGGAUAUAAAACACUCAAAUAAGUACAGAGCAAUAUUCAAAAGAUUGCCAUAG